AUGCAGUUGAAGCACUUGAGGACCCUGCUGAGCCCUCAGGAUGGGGCUGCAAAAGUGACCUGCAUGGCUUGGUCCCAGAACAAUGCCAAAUUUGCUGUCUGUACAGUAGAUCGUGUAGUGUUGUUGUAUGAUGAGCAUGGGGAACGAAGAGAUAAAUUCUCCACCAAACCGGCUGACAUGAAGUAUGGCAGGAAGAGCUAUGUGGUGAAGGGCAUGGCUUUCUCUCCUGAUUCCACUAAGAUUGCCAUAGGACAGACUGACAACAUCAUCUAUGUAUACAAGAUUGGAGAAGAUUGGGGUGACAAGAAAGUUAUCUGCAACAAAUUCAUCCAGACGAGUGCUGUUACUUGUUUACAGUGGCCAGCAGAAUAUAUCAUUGUUUUUGGACUGGCUGAAGGGAAGGUCCGUUUGGCAAAUACUAAAACCAAUAAAUCAUCUACCAUCUAUGGGACAGAUUCUUAUGUGGUGUCACUAACAUCAAAUGGAUCUGGGAAAGGAAUUCUUUCUGGUCAUGCUGAUGGCACCAUUGUCCGAUACUUCUUUGAUGAUGAGGGCUCUGGGGAAUCACAGGGAAAACUGGUCAGUCAUCCAUGUCCACCCUAUGCCUUGGCUUGGGCGUCUAAUAGCAUUGUGGCUGCUGGCUGUGACCGAAGGAUUGUAGCUUAUGGAAAAGAAGGCCAUGUAUUACAAACUUUUGAUUAUAGCCGUGAUCCUCAGGAACGUGAGUUCACCACAGCUGCAGCCAGUCCUGGAGGUCAAGCUGUUGUACUGGGAAGUUAUGACAGACUUCGGGUGCUGAAUUGGAGCCCUCGACGAAGUAUCUGGGAGGAGGCAAAACCCAAAGAGAUUGCCAACCUAUACACAGUCACUGCCCUAGCCUGGAAGCGGGAUGGUUCCCGACUUUGUGCAGGUACAUUGUGUGGUGGGGUAGAACAAUUUGAUUGCUGCCUCCGAAGAAGUAUUUACAAGAACAAGUUUGAGUUGACAUAUGUAGGACCUAGCCAGGUGAUUGUGAAGAAUCUUUCAUCAGGCACUCGUGUGGUCCUCAAAUCUCACUAUGGGUAUGAGGUAGAGGAGGUGAAGAUUUUGGGCAAGGAGAGAUAUCUGGUGGCCCAUACCUCAGACACACUGCUUCUAGGGGACCUGAAUACCAAUCGACUCAGUGAGGUGGCAUGGCAGGGAUCUGGAGGCAAUGAGAAGUAUUUCUUUGAAAACGAGAAUGUAUGCAUGAUCUUCAAUGCUGGGGAACUGACUCUGGUGGAGUAUGGAAAUAAUGAUAUCCUUGGUUCUGUGCGCACUGAGUUCAUGAACCCCCACCUCAUCAGUGUGCGUAUUAAUGAGAGACGUCAGCGGGGAAUGGAAGAGAACAAGAAGUUGGCUUAUCUCAUAGACAUUAAGACUAUUGCAAUUGUGGACUUGGUAGGUGGCUACAACAUUGGUACCAUCAGCCAUGAUAGCCGUGUGGACUGGUUGGAGCUCAAUGAAACUGGACAUAAGUUGCUCUUCAGGGACCGAAAACUUCGAUUGCACUUGUAUGACAUUGAAAGCAGCUCCAAGACGAUGAUCCUCAAUUUCUGCUCUUAUGUGCAAUGGGUGCCAGGAAGCGAUGUGCUGGUAGCUCAGAACCGAAACAGCUUAUGUGUGUGGUACAACAUCGAGGCACCUGAGAGAGUUACCAUGUCCUCUAUUAGGGGUGAUGUCGUGAGUCUGGAACGGGGUGGAGGAAAGACAGAGGUGAUGGUGACUGAAGGUGUGACGACUGUUGCCUAUACACUGGAUGAAGGGCUUAUCGAAUUUGGGACUGCCAUUGAUGAUGGCAACUACACCCGAGCAGCCGCAUUCCUGGAGACUCUGGAAAUGACCCCAGAAACAGAGGCAAUGUGGAAAACGUUAAGCAAACUGGCACUAGAAGCAAGACAGCUACACAUUGCAGAAAGGUGCUUCUCUGCUUUGGGCCAUGUAGCAAAAGCUCGGUUUCUACAUGAGACCAAUGAAAUUGCAGACCAGGUGUCCAGAGAAUAUGGUGGGGAAGGAACUGACUUUUACCAGGUCCGAGCACGUCUGGCCAUGCUGGAGAAGAACUACAAAUUAGCAGAAAUGAUCUUCCUGGAACAGAAUGCUGUUGAGGAGGCUAUGGCCAUGUACCAAGAGCUACACCGUUGGGAUGAAUGCAUUGCUGUGGCUGAGGCCAAGGGUCACCCUGCCCUAGAGAAGCUACGCCGCGGUUAUUACCAAUGGCUAAUGGACACACAGCAGGAAGAAAGGGCAGGUGAAUUACAAGAAAACCAGGGAGACGGGCUGGCUGCGAUCAGCCUCUACCUUAAGGCUGGACUCCCUGCCAAGGCUGCUCGGUUGAUUUUGGCUCGAGAGGAACUACUGGCCAACACUGAACUAGUGGAACACAUCACCUCAGCCCUUAUCAAGGGAGAGUUGUUUGAGAGAGCAGGAGAUCUGUUUGAGAAGAUCCGGAAUCCCCAGAGGGCCCUUGAGUGCUACUGUAAGGGCAACGCUUUCAUGAAAGCGGUGGAAUUGGCCCGUAUGGCAUUCCCAGCUGAAGUUGUACGGCUUGAAGAAGGAUGGGGGGACCAUUUGGUGCAACAGAAGCAGCUUGAUGCUGCCAUCAAUCAUUAUAUUGAAGCCAGGUGCUCCAUCAAGGCAAUUGAGGCUGCUCUUGGGGCCCGUCAGUGGAAGAAGGCAAUUUAUAUCUUAGAUCUGCAAGACAGGAAUACUGCAUCCAAGUACUAUCCUCGUGUGGCCCAACAUUAUGCAUCCCUCCAGGAGUAUGAGAUUGCAGAGGAGCUGUACACCAAAGGAGAUCGGACAAAAGAUGCCAUUGACAUGUAUACCCAGGCUGGGCGCUGGGAGCAAGCACACAAGUUGGCAAUGAAAUGCAUGAGACCGGAGGAUGUGUCUGUGCUGUACAUUACCCAAGCUCAGGAGAUGGAGAAGCAGGGGAAGUACCGAGAGGCGGAGAGGCUAUAUGUGACAGUGGAGGAGCCAGACCUUGCCAUUACUAUGUUCAAAAAGCACAAAUUAUAUGAUGACAUGAUCCGCCUUGUAGGGAAGCACCAUCCAGACCUGUUGAGUGACACCCAUCUGCAUCUGGGCAAGGAGCUAGAGGCUGAGGGCCGACUACAGGAGGCUGAAUAUCACUACUUAGAAGCCCAGGAAUGGAAGGCAACUGUGAAUAUGUACCGGUCUAGUGGGCUUUGGGAAGAGGCUUACCGGGUGGCAAAAGCACAUGGAGGUGCCAAUGCUCACAAGCAUGUGGCCUAUCUGUGGGCAAAAGGUCUUGGGGGAGAAGCUGCUGUUAGGCUACUCAACAAAUUAGGACUCCUGGAAGCUGCCAUUGACCAUGCUGCUGACAACUGCUCCUUUGAUUUUGCUUUUGAACUUGCUCGACUUGCCCUCAAACACAAAACUCCCGAGAUUCACCUCAGAUAUGCCAUGUACUUAGAAGAUGAGGGUAAAUUUGAAGAAGCUGAAGCAGAGUUUAUUCGAGCAGGGAAGCCCAAAGAGGCUGUACUAAUGUUUGUCCACAACCAGGACUGGGAGGCAGCUCAACGGGUGGCUGAAGCUCAUGACCCUGACAGUGUCUCUGAGGUGCUAGUAGGGCAGGCACGGGGGGCCUUAGAAGAAAAAGAUUUUCAGAAAGCUGAAGGGCUGCUACUUCGGGCCCAGAGACCUGGAUUGGCACUCAACUACUACAAGGAAGCUGGGCUUUGGAGUGAUGCUCUUCGAAUCUGUAAGGAUUAUGUGCCUGGGCAGCUGGAGGCACUGCAGGAGGAGUAUGAACGGGAAGCUACCAAGAAGGGUGCCAGGGGUAUGGAGGGACUGGUGGAGCAGGCUCGGCAGUGGGAGCAGGCUGGUGAGUACAGCCGAGCUGUGGACUGUUAUCUCAAAGUGCGUGACUCUGGAAGUGCCAGUGGAGCCAGUAGCCUUGUAGAGAAGUGCUGGAUGAAGGCAGCUGAACUCUCCAUCAAGUUCUUACCCCCCCAACGAAGUCUAGAAGUUGUUCGGGCUGUAGGACCCCAACUGAUUGGAAUUGGGAAGCACAGUGCGGCUGCAGAACUCUACCUGAACCUAGACCUAGUUAAGGAAGCAAUUGAUGCUUUCAUGGAGGGUGAAGAAUGGAACAAGGCCAAGCGGGUAGCCAAGGAAUUAGACCCCCGGUAUGAGGACUAUGUGGAUCAGCAAUAUAAAGAGUUCCUGAAGAACCAGGGCAAAGUGGACUCGCUUGUAGGUGUGGAUGUUGUGGCUGCUCUUGACCUGUAUGUGGAGCAAGGUCAGUGGGAUAAGUGCAUUGACACAGCCACCAAGCAGAACUACAAGAUCCUGCACAAGUAUGUUGCAUUAUAUUCAACCCACCUGAUCCGAGAGGGUGGCUGUGCCCAGGCACUAGCCCUCUACGUGCAGCAUGGAGCACCUGCCAACCCACAGAACUUCAACAUUUACAAAAGGAUCUUCACAGACAUGGUGAGCUCUCCUGGAACCAACAGUGCAGAGGCCUACCACAGCUGGGCUGACCUUCGAGAUGUGCUCUUCAACCUGUGUGAAAACCUAGUGAAAUCCAGUGAAGCAAACUCAGCAGCCCAUGAAGAAUUUGAGACAAUGCUUCUGAUUGCUCAUUACUAUGCCACUCGUUCUGCAGCCCAAAGCAUCAAGCAGCUGGAGACAGUGGCUGCUCGACUUUCUGUGUCCCUCUUACGUCACACCCAACUAAUCCCUGCAGACAAGGCUUUCUAUGAGGCAGGCACAGCUGCCAAGGCAGUAGGAUGGGAGAACAUGGCAUUCAUCUUCUUGAACCGCUUCUUGGAUCUGACAGAUGCAAUAGAAGAGGGCACUCUGGAUGCCCUUGACCACUCAGAUUUCCAGGAUACAGACAUUCCCUUUGAGGUGCCACUACCAGCAAAGCAACAUGUGCCGGAGGCCCAAAGGGAAGAAGUUCGAGACUGGGUGCUCACUGUUUCAAUGGACCAGCGGCUAGAACAGAUUCUACCCAGGGACGAGCGAGGUGCCUAUGAGGCUUCUCUGGUGGCAGCAAGUACUGGUGUCCGGGCACUACCUUGCCUUAUCACAGGGUACCCAAUCCUGAGGAACAAGAUUGAAUUCAAGCGACCAGGGAAGGCAGCCAACAAGGACAACUGGAAUAAGUUUCUUAUGGCCAUCAAGACCUCCCACAGUCCAGUAUGCCAAGAUGUCCUUAAGUUCAUUAGCCAGUGGUGUGGAGGGUUACCCAGCACCAGCUUCUCCUUUCAGUGACUGGCAGGUGGCAAUUAGGCCCCCUGUUACUACUGUGUAUCUUCUACAUUAAAGUU
This is a messenger RNA of Gracilinanus agilis (Agile Gracile Mouse Opossum), 5318 nucleotides long. RefSeq names its product intraflagellar transport 172 (gene IFT172). Gene Ontology annotation, biological process: intraciliary transport. The transcript has 48 exons. NCBI's taxonomy places the organism in Eukaryota, Metazoa, Chordata, Mammalia, Didelphimorphia, Didelphidae. Gene Ontology annotation, cellular component: axoneme; intraciliary transport particle B; ciliary basal body. Gene Ontology annotation, molecular function: protein binding. The record is from RefSeq and is a predicted model, not a curated record. The coding region runs from base 1 to 5262 and encodes 1753 amino acids.